Messenger RNA from Phytomonas sp. Hart1, 402 nucleotides. The record is from the annotation of a GenBank genome assembly. NCBI's taxonomy places the organism in Eukaryota, Euglenozoa, Kinetoplastea, Trypanosomatida, Trypanosomatidae.
AUGUCACCACAAUUAAUUGACAACGGCAAGCGAGGCAACACCACUCUGAAAUCAAUGGAUCCCGACAAAGAAGUUCUCGCUACAACUGAAGAUGACACGACGUACAUUGACAAUAUCCCUUUUAAAAAGCAUCUGAUCGUUGUGGUGGUUCUUUGUGUAGCGUCCCUCCUUUCCGGCUUAUUUAUUCCCAAAAUUACUACGGUAUUUGGCUUUGCUGGAUCCAUCUGUGGUGGGUUCAUGGCCUUUAUCUUUCCUGCGCUGUUCUACAUGUACUCUGGUGGCUUCACGGUGCGACAGGAGGGGUGGUUCAACUACUACAUUACUUACUUGCUGCUGAUCUGUGGAGUGAUUGGCAUCGUCUUUGGUUUGAUAGGCACUAUCUACAACACCGUGAUCGGCUAG